AUGGAGCAGAGCUUCGAUCCGGCGGCCAGCGAGGAGGCGCUGUACCAGUGGUGGGAGAGCAGCGGCUACUUCAAGCCCGACGAGUCGGCAGCGGGGGAGCCUUACGUCAUCUCCAUGCCGCCCCCCAACGUCACCGGCAAGCUGCACAUGGGACACGCCAUGUUUGUCACGCUGCAGGCAAGCGACAUCAUGACGCGGUACCAGCGCAUGCGCGGCAGGCCCACCCUCUGGCUGCCCGGCACAGACCACGCCGGCAUUGCCACCCAGAUGGUUGUGGAGAAACAGCUUGCGGCCGAGGGGCGGGACCGGCGCAGCCUGGGGCGGGAGGCCUUUGAGGCGGAGGUGUGGGCCUGGAAGGCGCAGUACGGCGGCUUCAUCACGCAGCAGCUGCGCCGCCUGGGGGCCUCCUGCGACUGGAGCCGCGAGCGGUUCACGCUGGAUGAGGGGCUCAGCGAGGCCGUGCUGGAGGCGUUUGUGCGGCUGCAUGACAAGGGGCUGGUCUACCGCGGCUCAUACAUGGUCAACUGGUCGCCGGGGCUGCAGACGGCCGUGAGCGACCUGGAGGUGGAGUACAGCGAGGAGGCGGGCACGCUGUACUACUUCAAGUAUCCGGUGGCGGACAGCGAGGAGUUCCUGCCUGUGGCCACCACCCGCCCCGAGACGAUCCUGGGGGACACGGCCGUGGCGGUACACCCAGAGGACGAGCGGUACAAGCACCUGGUGGGGCGGGAGGCGGUGGUGCCGCAGAGCGGGCGCCGCAUCGCCAUCAUCGCCGACGAGUACGUCGACCGAGAGUUUGGCACGGGGGCGCUGAAGAUCACGCCCGGCCACGACGUCAACGACUACGAGAUCGGGAAGCGGUUUGGGCUGGAGAUAAUCAACAUCAUGAACGACGACGGCACCCUCAACGCCGCUGCGGGGCCGUAUGCCGGCAUGGAGCGCUUUGCAGCCCGCAAGCAGCUGUGGGCGGACAUGGAGCAGCAGGGGCUGAUGCGCGUGCCUCGGUCGCAGCGGGGUGGCGAGAUUGUGGAGCCGCUGGUGCGGGAGCAGUGGUUUGUGCGCAUGGAGCCGCUGGCCAAGCCCGCACUGGAGGCUGUGGCCAGCGGUGCCAUCCGCAUCCUGCCCGACCGCUUUGAGAAGGUGUACAACUUCUGGCUGGACAACAUCAAGGAUUGGUGCAUCUCCCGCCAGCUGUGGUGGGGCCACCGCAUACCCGUGUGGUAUGUGUUUGAUGACGAGGCGGCGGCGGCGGCGGCGGCCAGCAGCGAGCGGUACGUUGUGGCCAAGAGCGAGGGGGAGGCGCGGGACAGGGCGGUACAGCAGUACGGUCCGGACGUGGUGCUGAAGCAGGAGAGCGAUGUGCUGGAUACUUGGUUCAGCUCGGGACUGUGGCCCUUCUCCACCCUGGGCUGGCCCAAUGCCACGCCCGACCUGGAGCGCUACUACCCCACCGCUGUGAUGGAGACGGGCCACGACAUCCUCUUCUUCUGGGUGGCACGCAUGAUCAUGAUGGGGCUGGAGUGCACCGGCAGGCCGCCCUUCCACACAGUCUACCUGCACGGACUGGUGCGCGACGAGAAGGGCCGCAAGAUGAGCAAGUCGCUGGGCAAUGUGGUGGACCCUGUGGAGACGAUACAGCAGUACGGCGCGGACGCGCUGCGUUUCACCCUCGCCACGGGCACCUCGCCUGGCCAGGACCUAAACCUCAGCCUGGACCGCGUCAACGCCUCCCGCAACUUCACCAACAAGCUCUGGAACGCCGGCAAGUUUGUGCUGUUCAACCUGGGGGAGGCGGACGACGCCGAGUGGCAGCGCCUGGCCACCGCCGACCUGAGCAGCUCCGCCGCCACGGCCGGCCUGGCGCUGCCCGAGCGCUGGGUGGUGUCGGCGCUGCACCGCGCCGUGCGUGACAUCACCGCAGCGCACGAGCGGUUUGACUUUGGCGAGGCGGGACGCCUGCUGUACGACUUUGUGUGGAGCGACUUUGCCGACUGGUACAUCGAGGCGGCCAAGGCGCGGCUGUACGGGGAGGACGCGGCGGCGGCGGCGCAGACCCGUGCGGUGCUGGUGUAUGUGUACGAUAAGGUGCUGAAGCUGGCGCACCCAUUCAUGCCCUUCAUCACAGAGGAGAUGUGGCAGGCCACGCCGCACCAGGGCGCUGCGCUGAUCGCGGCGCCCUGGCCCUCGGCCGACGCGGCGGUGGACGAGGCGGCGGCGGCGCAGUUUGAGGCGCUGCAGGCGGCGGUACGGGCGGUACGCAACGCGCGGGCCGAGUACGGCGUGGAGCCUGGGCGCAGGGUGGGGGCCACCUUCCGCGUGGCCUCCCCCGACCUGCGCGCCGCCCUGGCCGCCGAGGCGCCGGUGCUGGCGCUGCUGGCGCGGCUGGACCCCGCCCAGCUGGCGUUUGUGGGGGAGGAGGAGGGCGCGGCGCUAACGGGGCAGAAGGGGCAGAUCGAGCUGGUGGUGCGAGAGGGAGUGGAGGCCUUCCUGCCCAUGGCGGGCCUCUUCGAUGCAGCCAAGGAGAUUGAGCGGCUGCAGAAGCAGCAGGGAAAGCUGGAGAAGGAGCUGGCGGCGCUGCAGGGGCGGCUGGGCAACCGCGCGUUUGUGGACAAGGCUCCGGAGCAGGUGGUGGCGGAGGUGCGGGCCGCAGCGGCGGAGGCGGCGGAGCAGCUGGCGAUGAUCCAGGACAAGGUGGCCAAGUUCAAGGAGCUGGCGUGAAGGCACGCCCGGCAGGAAGCGGCUGGGGAGCGCAGCGGCCAGCGGCGGCGUGCAGAGAGCAGGCGGCGAUACUGGGCGCCCGCAUGGCGGCGCUUGACUGGUUGCACCUUGUCGAGGAUACUGAGCGGGGCACCCAAACGGUUAUUCUUUGGGAUCUAACACUAUCCUCUGCUUC
Chlorella variabilis is the source of this 2893-nucleotide messenger RNA. RefSeq lists its product as hypothetical. Gene Ontology annotation, molecular function: ATP binding; valine-tRNA ligase activity; aminoacyl-tRNA deacylase activity. Gene Ontology annotation, biological process: valyl-tRNA aminoacylation. The transcript is spliced from 22 exons. The record is from RefSeq and is a predicted model, not a curated record. Gene Ontology annotation, cellular component: cytosol; cytoplasm. The coding region runs from base 1 to 2718 and encodes 905 amino acids. Lineage: Eukaryota; Viridiplantae; Chlorophyta; Trebouxiophyceae; Chlorellales; Chlorellaceae.